GGCGGCGAGGAGCCGGCGCGGUCGUAGUCUCCACGGCGCAGGCCCGCGGUAGCGCAGCCGCUCUGAGUAUUUAUUCAUGGAGGAGCACGGGGUGACCCAGACAGAACAUAUGGCGACCAUCGAGGCUCAUGCAGUGGCCCAGCAAGUACAGCAGGUCCAUGUGGCCACAUACACAGAACACAGCAUGCUGAGUGCCGAUGAAGACUCCCCUUCUUCUCCCGAGGAUACCUCCUAUGAUGACUCAGACAUCCUCAACUCCACUGCAGCCGAUGAGGUGACAGCCCACCUGGCCGCGGCAGGUCCUGUGGGGAUGGCCGCUGCUGCUGCUGUAGCAACAGGAAAGAAACGAAAACGACCCCACGUCUUCGAAUCUAAUCCCUCUAUCCGGAAGAGACAGCAGACCCGAUUGCUAAGGAAACUUCGAGCUACAUUAGAUGAAUAUACAACUCGAGUGGGACAGCAAGCUAUUGUCCUGUGUAUUUCUCCCUCAAAACCCAACCCCGUUUUUAAAGUAUUUGGUGCAGCACCUUUGGAGAAUGUGGUGCGCAAGUACAAGAGCAUGAUCCUUGAAGACUUGGAAUCAGCCUUAGCAGAACACGCCCCUGCGCCACAGGAGGUUAACUCCGAGCUGCCACCUCUCACCAUCGAUGGAAUUCCUGUCUCUGUGGACAAGAUGACCCAGGCUCAGCUCCGGGCAUUCAUCCCAGAAAUGCUAAAAUACUCCACAGGCCGUGGGAAGCCAGGAUGGGGGAAGGAGAGUUGUAAACCGAUAUGGUGGCCAGAGGACAUCCCAUGGGCAAAUGUCCGAAGUGAUGUCCGAACAGAAGAACAGAAACAGAGAGUGUCUUGGACCCAGGCACUACGGACUAUAGUCAAAAACUGCUAUAAACAACACGGGCGAGAAGACUUGUUGUAUGCUUUUGAAGAUCAGCAAACACAACAACAGGCCACGACAACGCAUAGUAUAGCACACCUGGUACCCUCGCAGACUGUAGUCCAGACCUUUAGCAAUCCUGACGGCACCGUCUCACUUAUCCAGGUUGGUACAGGAGCAACAGUAGCCACUCUGGCUGAUGCUUCUGAAUUACCUACCACUGUCACUGUUGCCCAAGUGAAUUACUCUGCUGUGACUGAUGGAGAGGUAGAACAAAAUUGGGCCACACUACAGGGGGGUGAGAUGACCAUCCAGACAACACAGGCCUCAGAAGCAACUCAGGCAGUGGCAUCGUUGGCAGAGGCAGCUGUGGCAGCUUCCCAGGAGAUGCAGCAAGGAGCAACUGUCACCAUGGCUCUCAACAGUGAAGCCGCCGCCCAUGCUGUCGCCACACUGGCUGAGGCCACACUGCAAGGGGGAGGACAGAUCGUCCUGUCUGGGGAAACCGCAGCAGCCGUAGGAGCACUUACUGGAGUCCAGGAUGCUAAUGGCUUGGUGCAGAUUCCGGUGAGCAUGUAUCAGACUGUGGUAACUAGCCUUGCCCAGGGGAACGGGCCGGUUCAGGUGGCCAUGGCCCCCGUGACGACGAGGAUAGCGGACAGUGCCGUCACCAUGGAUGGCCAGGCUGUGGAGGUGGUGACUUUGGAACAGUGACACUGACCCGGAUCAUGGGCUCAUUUUCUAUUCUACAACCAAGAGUUUUUUACACGUUUGCAGAAGUGCAAUCAGAUGCCAUUCAGUCUCCCGACUUUAGAAACAAGUUUUGUUAUCCUUUUUUUUUAAAGGAAAAAAGUGGCGGG
Molecule: messenger RNA, 1734 nt
Organism: Gracilinanus agilis (Agile Gracile Mouse Opossum)
Lineage: Eukaryota; Metazoa; Chordata; Mammalia; Didelphimorphia; Didelphidae
Gene: NRF1
Product: nuclear respiratory factor 1
Exons: 11
Coding region: 77-1588 (503 amino acids)
Biological process (GO): regulation of transcription by RNA polymerase II
Cellular component (GO): nucleus
Molecular function (GO): DNA-binding transcription factor activity, RNA polymerase II-specific; RNA polymerase II cis-regulatory region sequence-specific DNA binding
Source: RefSeq, a predicted model, not a curated record